Pseudogymnoascus verrucosus is the source of this 2017-nucleotide messenger RNA. RefSeq lists its product as uncharacterized. NCBI's taxonomy places the organism in Eukaryota, Fungi, Ascomycota, Leotiomycetes, Thelebolales, Thelebolaceae. Bases 1 to 1740 code for a protein of 579 amino acids. The transcript is spliced from 3 exons. The record is from RefSeq and is a predicted model, not a curated record.
AUGGCCCAUGGCAGUGGGUUAGGAGCAGGUGAUUCUACGUUUGGAACGGGAAUGGGCAGCGUUAAUCUAAAUGGGAUCAUGGCUCAUGGCAGUGGGUUGGGAGCAGGUGUUCCCACGUUCGGAACACCCUACAACAAUACCGGGACGCAAAUGAGCGCCUACCCGAGCUCCAUCCCCCCAAACGAAAUCAUGCCCUUUGGCGAUGACUUCGGUCCAACCUUCUGCAAUGGAGACUUGCUACUAGACCCCUUCGCCCCCAACGAAAUCACCCCCCAAGCCAAUGUGUUUGGAGCCAGCACCGCCUCCGCUUCCAGCACCCGGUACAGCAGUAAGGGAAACAGCAAAAGUCUAGCAUCCCGUGCUAGCCAACCUUCCUUGUUUCGACAGCUCUGGGCUGAUCUUCAUCCAUCCGACGAUGAGUCAGAUGGAGGCCGUACAUCUGCUACGAAAUCUCGGGGAGGGAAGAGUAGAGCUGCGAAAGGGUUGAAGGGGAGGAGGUCGGUACAGUCGUUUGCGGAGAAGAAGGCGGAGCAGCAGCGUCUGCCAUUUAGUGCUUUGACGCAGACAGAGCAGCCUCUUCAAGGAACGAUGUCUUUCGCUCCAUCAGCGCCAUGGCAGCCGACUCUCCUGGACACCACGGCUGAUGCUCAACCCCAGGUCACCUGGCUGGCAGGCGGUGCGUCAGCUACGAAAUUCAAGGGAAAUAGGAAAGGAGGGAUUGGUCGCUCUGCGUCUCGAUCGCGUGGCACUGCUAGUAACUCGCCGUUCAACGACUCGAAUCCAUCCAACCCCCUUUUUCAGGGCAUCACGUCUGUCCAGUCGUCAAGCAAUGGAAACGUCGACGAUUCAAAUAAUUUUAAUUGGUCCUAUCUAAAUUUUCAAGACUAUCAAGACCCGAAGUCUGCUCUACCCCAGAGCAACGUGCUCGGAGUAGGCGGCACAUCCGCUACCAAAUCAAAGAAAGAUAAGAGCCGAACAACCAGUCGUUCGGCGUCUCGAUCGCGAGGCAAUGCCAAUUAUUACUCGCCCUUCAAUGACUCGGGUUCACCCGAACUUCUUUUCCAGGGCAUCACAUAUGUUCCACCGCCGAGCACUGGAACCGGGCCGGAAGUACCUGGGAUUAAACAGACUCUCGACGAAAUGAUUGAGUCUAACUUCUCUAUUCAAGCCAUGAGGGAUGCUCUGCCCCAGAGUAACGUGCUGGGAAGGAGUAGUUCUGCGUAUGGAUCACGUAGUGGCACGCCCACAAACGUAUCCGCUGGCGAAGUCAUUGUAUCCGGCCCUUCGAAUCAAAGCCUGAUAUUCCCUGAGACAUUCAGCGACACGGCAUCCAUCGCAGCACCGCCGUCGGCAGCAGUAUCAGUCGCCUCACACAACACAUUCGCAGGCCACACAGUCAACGGAAAAAAAUCCAUGCCUGCAGAACAAGUCCGCUACCAAGCCAACAACCGGCCCCAACCUGGCCCUAACGUCCCCUACUCUGGCACAUACUGGGACCACGAAAACAUAAUGAGGAAUAGCGGUAUUCCUGGCCCUUACUUGCAUUACCCCGUCGUUCAGGAUAGCUGGGAACUUUACAAGAAGGGGCCCCCCGGGCAGCUUCGUACGAUUAGUAGUAAAAAUGACCCCUCGAAGUAUAUUUUGGCGCUUCAUCCUCCGACGGGAGCGGUUACGGGGAAGGGGCAUACGGCGAUGGUGGAGGGGCAUUAUCAUGCAGCGGUUCAUUCGAAGAAGAGGUAGGUGAGGGGGGUUGAUUGUGGUGGGAUGGGAGGAUUGAGGGGUUGGGUGUGUAUGGUUUGUCUGGUUUUAUUGAGUGGCGUUUGGAAAUGUAAGGUGUUGGUGGAAGAGAUGGGAAAUGGUGGUGAGAUUAUAUCAAUACUAUUGUCUAUGGUUUUAAGUGAUAUUCACUCACUCAUUCUGUAUUUUAAGAUAUUGUGCCGGUCGCUGAGUAAACACCCCACCCGGCCCCCUACAUCCUGUAGAAACACAUAGUUCCAAAUAGAAUAUACAGUGCCAG